This is a messenger RNA of Striga hermonthica, 2325 nucleotides long. The record is from the annotation of a GenBank genome assembly. NCBI's taxonomy places the organism in Eukaryota, Viridiplantae, Streptophyta, Magnoliopsida, Lamiales, Orobanchaceae.
AUGGGAUUAUUAUUAGCUAAUAAUGUCCCACUAAUUUUGUUCUUGGGUUUUCUUAUUAUUUUCACCAAAACAGAAUGCACUGCUGUUAGCGAGGUGGAAUCAGGCUUGGUGGAGAGAUGCAUGUACAUUAUCCACAUGGACAGAUCUGUGAUGCCCAAACCCUUUGUCAGCCCGACUGAGUGGUAUGCGUCAGUCCUCAAGUCUGUGAGUCGAGAAAAAACAGUAGGAGAGGAGACGAGUAUUCUGUACGCUUACGACCACGCCCUUCACGGGUUCAGCGCGCUGUUGUCUGAUGACGAGCUCGAAGCCCUCAAAAAAUCCAGCGCAUUCAUCUCCGCGUACCGCGACGCGAGCGUCACGCUCGACACGACUCACACGUUCAAGUUCCUGUCUCUGAACAACUCGACGGGACUAUGGCCAGCCUCGGACUAUGGUCGAGAUGUGAUUGUCGGGGUUAUCGACACGGGCGUGUGGCCCGAGAGCCUGAGCUUCAGGGACGAGGGUAUGACGGAGAUUCCGAGCAGGUGGAGAGGGAUAUGCGAGGCUGGACAGGAAUUCAAUUCCUCUAUGUGUAACAAGAAAUUGAUUGGGGUUAGGUACUUCAAUAAGGGUCUUAUGGCGAGUCUGGAGCCCGGGACAUCCCUCAGCAUGAACUCGGGGAGGGAUACAGAUGGUCACGGUACGCACACCUCGUCCACUGCCUGUGGGAAUUACGUCCCGGGAACUUCCUUCUUUGGGUAUGCAAAGGGCACAAUGAGAGGAAUUGCGCCUCGUGCUCGAGUGGCCAUGUACAAGGUGGUAUGGGAGGAGGGAGGCUACGCCUCAGAUGUGCUCGCUGGGAUGGACCAGGCUUUGGCGGACGGGGUGGAUGUGAUUUCUAUCUCCAUGGGGUCUGAUCCCUUACCCUUGUACGAGGACCCAAUUGCCAUAGCAUCAUUCGCUGCGAUGGAGAGAGGAGUUGUGGUGUCUGCCUCGGCUGGAAACAAUGGUCAUGUCGGGAGUCUACACAAUGGGUUCCCGUGGCUGUUGACUGUUGCGGCUGGGUCGGUCGACCGUUUGUUUUCGGGUAUCUUGCGUUUGGGAAAUGGGGUGACCAUCCAGGGUCGGUCCCUAUUUCCGGCCCCUGCCCUCGUCAGAGAUUUGCCUCUCUUCUACAGCACCACCUUCUCGUCCUGCAACUCCACCGACGCACUAUCCGCGGCACGUGACGGUAUAGUCGUGUGCGAUGAUAUUGAUUUCGAUGUCUUAAGCCAGAUGUACUUUAUCUCGGAAUCGGGUGCCCGCGCGGGUAUCUACAUCUCGGGCGAAACCGCAGUCCUACAAGAGAUGAGUGGUAUGAGGUAUCCCGGCGUGGUGGUCAGCCCCGACGACGGUCGGACCGUGAUAGAGUACGCCAAGAGAAGUGCGCGGCCGAGCGCGAGCAUCCUAUUCCAGCAGACGCUGGUCGAGACGAGGCCGGCCCCCAUGGUGGCAUCGUACACGUCCAGGGGCCCUUCCUGGAGCUGCCCGGGCAUCCUGAAACCGGACAUCAUGGCCCCGGGGACCCUCGUGCUGGCCUCAUGGAAUCCAAAUGUGGCGACGGCUUCCAUCGGGAGGAGCAUUGAUUUGAGCAGCAAUUUCGCGCUUGUCUACGGCACGUCCAUGUCCUGCCCCCACAUUUCCGGGAUUGCGGCGCUCUUGAGAGGCGCGCACCCGGAGUGGAGCCCGGGGGCAAUACGCUCUGCCAUCAUGACUACGGCCAACCCUCUCGACAACACCGGGAGCAGAAUCCGGGACGUGAGUUCCGGUGACUAUGCCGACCCACUAGCCAUGGGGGCCGGGCAGGUGGACCCAAAUCGAGCGCUCGACCCAGGACUGGUUUACGACUUAUCCCGGCAGGAGUAUGUUAGUUACCUCUGCUCUAUGAAUCUCACCAGGAUGCAAAUUAGGACCAUUGUCGGAUCCGACUACAACUGCUCAAUCCCAUCGUCCGACCUCAACUACCCGUCCUUCAUUGCUCUUUAUCCUUCUAACCGCCCAAGCAUCUACCCGGGCAAGAUGCUGACUAAGGAAUUUCAAAGGACGGUUACGUACGUGGGCGAUGGUAACAACCCAGCCGUAUACUAUGUCAAAGUAGAUGCUCCCAAUGAUACUGAGAUUCAUGUUUGGCCUCGGAGGUUGAUAUUCAACAGCAAAUAUGACAGGGGAAGCUAUAAUUUAACCAUUCACUACAAAGUACCAACUACAGCUCAUGUCUUACACGGUUCCCUCACCUGGAUACAUGAGGGUGGCAAGCACACAGUCAGAAGUCCUAUUGUGAUUUCUCAAGUGCUUCAUCCUCUGUGA